AUGGCAGCGGACGGACCCCGGCUUGAGAAGGGACGUCAGGCGCUGUAUGCGGCUCUCGAUCGGUUCCGCGAGCAGAUAGACAAUGACCUCGUCGCUGAGAAAGACAGGAACACUCGCUUGCUCAGGCAGUUCCUCCAGUCCGUCAAGGAUGGAAAAUACGACGAUUUGAUGUUGCAUGAGCCCGCAGCCUCCAAUUCGGAGCAAACGACAGCAUACGCCAUGCUAAAGCAGACUCCAGCGUCUACGACAACCGCAGCGCUUGCAGGUCCAACCUUGACAGCCCUUGCUUCUUCGACAAGCUUGAACUCGGCUCGAGCCCUUGAAGAUAUUGAUGUGACCGCCUUGCAAGCCGACCACUCCGAACUUCGCCGCAAAUUCAAUGCCCUCUCCGCAAACUUCAAGAUUGCAAAGGCAGCACUUCGCAAAAGGGUAGACGAGCGAGACGGGUGGGCCAGCCGGGCGAAACAUCUUGAAAGACUCAUCUCCACGGCCGAGAAGAAGCUUGGAAUCAAGAUUCUCGACCCGAGGAGCCAGUCUCCUCGAAGCCCGGCUUCUGCCACUGCUCAUGUCGAUGCCACUGCACUAAUGCGGGAUGCUAGUGCUUCUUUGAACAAGCGGCCUGAAGACACUGCGUGCGGUCCGGAGCCUUGUUUGUACACUCCCACUGUUGGAGCAGAGCAGACAGUCUCAAACGAGCAGGCGGAAUCCACUCAGGGCGACACCGACGACGGGUCGAGCGAACAGUUACCUCAGCUGCCUCCCGCACAGCCCAAUUACCGCCUUCUCAUCAAGCAAGAACCAUCUUCCGAUGAACCAGUGCUUGUUUCCGAGCGUGCGGUGAGAAAACGGAAGCGCGGCGAUUCCAUCCCAACCACGGUCGAGCCACGACCCAAGGCGGAGCCGACUAACGAUUCAAGUCCAAUACUCUCAAGGAUUCACUUUGCGUGUGGCACGCAAGAGAACGUCGAUCUCGGCGAAAUAGAGCAACGAAUCGUAACGCCACGCAAGCAGAAGGAAGCAGAACAACCCGAACCGGCAGACCACACGGCCACGCCGAGGCUGAAGACGUCAUCUGCGGCGCCCUCCGCGGCGCCUGCCGGAUACAAACCAUUACCGCAGCAAACGACUCUGAGCAAACGGCCCUCGGUGCUCACGCCACUCAGUGUCAAUGUGCAAAAGCCGUUCGCCAUCUCUGUCCUCGCGGAAGACGGUGAUGCUUAUGGAGCAAACCCGUCUGCGGCGAAGGGCCAGAGUCCGACUGCCGCGCCUGCAUCGGCCAAGAGCCGAUUGCACACGCUCUUGAAUAGUCCUUCCGCUGUUCCUAGCGACUCGGUCAUUUCCCGUCCGGCUAGCAGAAACUGGGAGAGGCACACAGCCUCGGAAGAUCAAUCACCAGUCCCAGAGCGCCGCAGGCUUCCAUUCACUCCGCCACCAAGCGAGAACAGGGCCCACGAGCGGUCUCCCUCGCGAAAGAACAAGAAAAAGCCGGCGUCGGAGCUGCGGGCCAAGCCGCUCUCGGAGCUGCAGCUGGAUGAUUUCAAGGUCAGCCCGCUGGCAAACGACGGCCACGACUUUGCGUUUGCCGACGUCGUCAGAGACAAGGGAGAGAGGGCGUGCCUGCCCGGCUGCACUGAUCUGCAUUGCUGCGGGAAGCAAUUCAAAGCCCUGGCCCUUUCACAGCGCCCAGAUCCACCCUUGACCCCCACACAGCGGAUGGAGGAGCAGAAGCUGCUGGAGGUGUACUUGGGAGAUCACGCGUACCGGCUCGCCAGCAUGAGCAAGGAAGAGAAGGCAGAGCUCUGGGUCGAGGCCAAGACGCAGGAGCUGGCAAACAAGUACGGCAAGCACAGGCACCGCUUCUCUCGCAUGCAGUCCCCGCCAGGUUUCUGGAAUGCCGACUUUCCCAGCACGCAGGAGCUUCAGGAGGACAGGGCCGAGGCGGCGAAGAGGGAGAGACAGGCCGUUGCUGAGCGUCAUCGCGAGGCGAUGCGUCCCGGCGGAAGAUGGCUAUUCAAGGACGAGUGA
Messenger RNA from Hirsutella rhossiliensis, 2025 nucleotides. RefSeq names its product DNA repair protein Sae2/CtIP. Lineage: Eukaryota; Fungi; Ascomycota; Sordariomycetes; Hypocreales; Ophiocordycipitaceae. The record is from RefSeq and is a predicted model, not a curated record. The coding region runs from base 1 to 2025 and encodes 674 amino acids. Gene Ontology annotation, molecular function: single-stranded DNA binding; double-stranded DNA binding; damaged DNA binding. Gene Ontology annotation, biological process: double-strand break repair via homologous recombination; DNA double-strand break processing involved in repair via single-strand annealing. Gene Ontology annotation, cellular component: site of double-strand break. The transcript has 4 exons.